This is a messenger RNA of Suillus bovinus, 1047 nucleotides long. RefSeq lists its product as uncharacterized. The record is from RefSeq and is a predicted model, not a curated record. The transcript has 9 exons. Lineage: Eukaryota; Fungi; Basidiomycota; Agaricomycetes; Boletales; Suillaceae. The coding region runs from base 1 to 1047 and encodes 348 amino acids.
AUGUCCCAGGUGGACGAUAACCUGCAGCCUGAAGCAUCAUCCCAGAUCGAGCAGCCUGCUGCCGCUAGGUGCAGAAUAGCUGAUCUGGAGGAGAAGCUGCAAGUGCUCGAGUUGGGGCAUGCAUUCACUAUACUCAUCAUUGUCAGGGAAACAAACUACUUCAUGUCACAAGGACGGGCCAUCAGACGGAUGGUUACACUAUAUGAUAGUCUCGAGGACUUGAUAAAUGAGAACGAUAAGCGGUGUAACAGAGAGGACAAUAAUGAUGAUUUUGAUACCAGUCAAAAUCGUUUGCAAACUGGAUAUGUAGUCCUCAAUAAUGUACUUCCAUGGUUUCACCGGAAGGCUUCCAACAUGGAGUAUUACAAAGAUUAUACCCACAUGUUAAAAAAGCUUAGACAGGGUGUGGGCGGUGCUCGAGGCAAUGACACUUCGAAGCUCAAGCCUCUUGUCCCUGAUUGGGUCAAUCACGAGUGGAAACCUGAUCCCCCAGUUGACCCUGAAGAUAAACACUGCCAUAGAUUCGCCAACGAUGCUUGUGGCAGGCUGCUCUGUCCAACAGAGCUAGACUGGAAUAACCCAAUGAUAUACACCGAUCUGAAUAAUCUCGAGGAGGGUCUCUUCAAAAGCAAACUUUUAGUUCAGGCAUUCAAAGCCAUAUUUACAUCUUCCUCUUCAGCAAAGGACGUUGCUGGUGAUGGAGAUGGCGCCAACAUCAUCGAAAACAACAGAUGCACAAAGAAGGAUGUUUUGGGCAAGAAAGUAAAAACACAUGUGGCUCAAAUCAUUAAAAUGCACAAAGUCUCACCUCGUUUGAUUGCUUAUGUGUUGUGUCAAUUCUGGUGCAAUAUAGUGGACUUCUUUGAAUGCCCCCCUGGUCGAGCAGCACAGCGCAACAUGGACCGACUCCUGACGUGGUGGAUGAGAAAAGUUUUUGGAACAAGUCGUCGGAUGGAACUCAGUGAUGCAGCCAAGGCUCAUAUGUCCGUAAAUGCUCUCGCAAUGCAGCGGGCACGAUUGGAUGAUGCACUUUUCGAUUCUGAGUAG